Molecule: messenger RNA, 1274 nt
Organism: Aspergillus welwitschiae
Lineage: Eukaryota; Fungi; Ascomycota; Eurotiomycetes; Eurotiales; Aspergillaceae
Exons: 1
Coding region: 418-675 (85 amino acids)
Source: RefSeq, a predicted model, not a curated record
CGGUCUUCUUCUUCCACUGCAGCUCGCAGAAGCUACCAGUGCCCUCUACUCAUUGCCACUGUGGCUUGAAUACUUUUCCAUCAGUUUUUCUUCUUGUUACUUGCAUCCCCGAGCUGCUCAAGUAUUAGUAUAUGUCGAUUUCAAUCACUCUGGAUGCGAUUUCACGUUAGUAGCAUUGCAGAGAUAAGCUUUUGCUAUAUAGCUAUUUGUACAUACGUCCAACGUUACUUGUAGCAACGCUCUGUAGAGAUUUGACAGUGUCGAUAUCUCUUGAAAUUAGUCUGCGAUUAUUGAUUCUAAGCCAUACACUAUCUUGAUAGCACCUCGAUACCAAGGUAAUAUCAUGUUGAUUCAGCAAGUAUUAGUAUACUAGUUGGUCAAUACUAGUAGUUGUUGUCAGUAUUGUUUCUCUCGUAGAUGCCUCGGCACCUUUACACCGGCCAGCUAUGUGGUGGAUUUAUAUCUUCCAGUCUUGUGUUAGUAUGUCCGCGACUACACUUUCUGCAUCUUCUACUACCCCUAUUGUCCGAGUCAAAGCUGCAAUGUACGAUCAGAAAAGCUCUGAAAUGUUUAACCUAUACUAUUGGCCAAUUUGUCGAAGAAAAAAAUAAGGCCAGGAUAGACUUUCAUCGGACAUGGGCAUGUCAUGAGUCAUCAUCGCCAAGCAGAAUGUGAUCCGUAGCUUUAAUCCGAAAAAACUAUCAUCCAAACUAAGUACUACAUGUAUUGCUGCCAUCUUCAACAGUCACUAUUGCAUUCGACGUCAUGAAGAAACCAUGAAAUAGAAAUAUAUACGGGCAAUUGCUGGCUGGUCCGAGUUCAAAACCAUGGAUGGUAGACAGUGGUUGUGUCGAAACACUGCUUCCCGUUAAGCUGUUGAACCUAGACGGGAAAUCCUCACGAGACCUCGGUCUACUUAGUAGGCGUACUGCAGAUAAUUGAAACAAUACUGGGGGUUUUUGAAAAGCAUGCUGCGUGCAGGCGAAAGCGAUUGUAUGAUCCUACAGGAACCGAAUAUUACCCGGAUACACAAAGUAACGACUUGAGGAUCUUCCUUACCGUCUAAAGAGAAGAAUGUAAGGCGGGCUGGAAGCGGUGGACUCGAAUUGACUCGACCGCAUUCGCCGCUGGAGGUUCCCCGGAUUGGGUCCGACUAAGUCUUACGUCAUCCGUUCGCACCCUCCGAAAUCGUCCAAAGGCAGUGAAGGGCGGAUCAGUUGAGAGGGAAAGCGACGUGGGAGCAGAGCAGAGCAGACAGAGAGAGGCAGAGGAGG